AUGGCAAGAAUCUCCAUUCGAGAACUCUUUCGCUUCAGAAGUGCCAUUCUCUCUCAUCCCACGAUGGUCUCCUCCAAACCCAACAUCUCUUCUUCUUUGUUUUGCUCUUCUACUGAAGGUAGAAAAAUCUCUCGCUCCAAUUCUUGCCUUGCGCUCCUCAAGACAUGUCGGAACAUGAGACAGCUCUCUCAAAUCCAAGCCUAUUUAAUCAUUUCUGGUCUCUUUCGCAAACCCUUUGUUGCCAGCAAAGUUUUGAAGGUCUCUGCAGAUUACGCCGAUGUCAAUUACACUAUCUUGAUUUUCCGCAGUAUCGAUUCACCCGAUACCGUUUGUGUCAAUGCUGUAAUCAAGGCUUACUCCAUUAGUUCUGUGGCUCAUCAAGCUCUGGUAUUCUAUUUCGAAACGCUGAGAAACGGAUUUAUGUGCAAUAGUUUCACUUUCCCUCCACUGUUUAGUUGUUGUCGGAAGAUGGGUUGUGUUGAAUAUGGAGAGAAGUUUCAUGGGCAAGCUAUUAAGAAUGGUGUUGACAAUGUAUUGGAUGUACAGAACUCAAUGGUUCACAUGUAUGGUUGUUGUGGGGUUGUUGAAUGCGCUGAGAAGGUGUUUGGUGAAAUGUCUAAGAGGGAUUUGGUGUCUUGGAAUUCGAUUAUAGAUGCGUAUGCGAAACUUGGUCAUUUGGUUCUUGCACACAGGUUAUUUGACGCAAUGCCUGAGAGAAAUGCGGUUUCUUGGAAUAUAAUGAUGGGCGGUUAUUUGAAAGGUGGGAACCCUGGAUGUGCAUUGAAGUUAUUCAGAGAAAUGGCCAAUGCAGGAUUGAGAGGGGGUGAAACGACUAUGGUGAGUGUGCUUACUGCAUGCUGUCGGUCUGCCAGACUGAAGGAAGGAAGAUCCAUUCACGGGGUUCUUAUCAGGACCUUCUUGAAGUCGAGUUUAAUUCUAGACACUGCUCUGAUUGAUAUGUACAGUAAAUGUGAAAGGGUGGAUGUAGCUCGUGUAGUUUAUGACAGGAUGACAAAGAGGAAUUUGGUUUGCUGGAAUGCAAUGAUUUUGGGGCAUUGCAUUCAUGGAAAUGCUGAAGAUGGACUUAAACUAUUUGAAGAAAUGGUGGAUGGGAUACGAUCAGAAGAUGGAGAGAUCAACCUGGACAAGGGUAUAAAGAGAAUUGAAGGGCAAGGACUUAUCCCAGAUGAAAUUACUUUCAUUGGUGUUUUAUGUGCUUGUGCUCGUGAAGGACUGUUGGCUGAGGGAAGAAGUUACUACAGCCAAAUGAUUAAUACAUUUCACAUAAAACCCAAUUUUGCACAUUAUUGGUGCAUGGCUAAUCUCUUUGCUGGAGUUGGGCUAGUUCAAGAGGCCGAGGAAAUCUUAAGGAGCAUGCCCGAGGAGGAUGAGGAUUUGUCAUGGGAAUCAUCGUUCUGGGCUGGUUUGCUUAGUUCUUGUCGUUUCCAAGGAGAAGUGUUUUUGGGAGAAAGAAUUGCAACUUACUUGAUUGAAUCGGAGCCCCAAAAUAUCUCAUACUACAGAUUGUUACUUAAUGUCUAUGCUGUGGCAGGCCGAUGGGAGGAUGUUGCUAGGGUGAAAGAGAUGGUGAAGGAAAGAGGUAUUAAACAAAUGCCUGGUUGUAAUCUUGCAGACUUGAAAGAAAUUGUUCAUGAGUUCAAACUGGGAGAAAAAUGGCAACAGGGAAUGGAGGUGAACACAAUGAGGGGUGAACUGGUUCAGAGUUAAUAUUUGUGGAGCAUUGGUUCACUACAUCCACCACUUAACAGGACUUGAAAGGCUAGUCUCUUAUGCCAUUACAUGCAAAGAGGAUUAUGAGGAUGAGGGUGAUGUUGCUAAGGGAAUACAGGACAUGAACAUGAUGGAUGAAGUGCCUCGGUGACCCGGCUUGUCCUCAUUAAUAACUACUGCUGCAGAAGAGAAAUGAGGUGUUAAGCAAGUUUAUUGAUGAUAAGUGCAAUAAAUAUCUUGAAUCAUUCAUAAUCAAUUUUUUUACUGAUUGAAUUGUAGCUUUGGAUGAUACUUUGAUUUGCCAUAUAUCUGGUUGAAAACCUGGUUUUGAAGCAGAAUUUGUUUGCUUCAGUAUCUAUUUGAGUUAGUAAGAAGGGGCUUUUUGUAGUUUACAUGGGUUAACAUGAAUUUGGAACCCAAAUGAUCCAUUCUAAUCUAUUGGCCGGCAUCUCUAAAAGUCA
Vitis vinifera (wine grape) is the source of this 2192-nucleotide messenger RNA. RefSeq lists its product as uncharacterized. Gene Ontology annotation, biological process: RNA modification. Bases 1 to 1728 code for a protein of 575 amino acids. The record is from RefSeq and is a predicted model, not a curated record. Lineage: Eukaryota; Viridiplantae; Streptophyta; Magnoliopsida; Vitales; Vitaceae. The transcript has 2 exons. Gene Ontology annotation, molecular function: protein binding; RNA binding.